Messenger RNA from Aegilops tauschii subsp. strangulata, 2828 nucleotides. Lineage: Eukaryota; Viridiplantae; Streptophyta; Magnoliopsida; Poales; Poaceae. The record is from RefSeq and is a predicted model, not a curated record.
UGGCGUCGAGCACCGGUGUUGCACCUCCUAGCUCGCCAGAUUCUCCGGCGGUAGGUCAUGGCAUUGACCAACCGUUGAAGACGAUCGAGAUCAAGGAAUCCCCAAAGGGUGGGGAUACAACACCGACGUUCAUAAAUCCCCUGCUGCUCGCAUCGGCGUGCCUCGGCUCCUCGGCAGCACUACAUUUCCUUUUUGAAAGGGAAGACAAACAAGAGCCACCGAUGUUGAUGCCUACUCAAGUAUUUCUUGACAAGCUAGUGGGAUAUAUCCCCGGGAGCAGCAAUAGAAGAACACUGACGUUGUUGCCAGCUUCAGAUGAUGUAGAAGGUGGUGUUGAUCAUCCUGUUUUGCCGUUAGCAGCUUGUACUUCUGAGGACAUAAAAGAUGGCGUUGAUCAGGCUGCUUUGCACACUACAACUUCCCACAAUGCAGAAGAUGGCGUUGAUGCGCGUGCUUUGCCAGCUGCAGCUCCGCUUCUUAAUGGUGUCACCGUCGAGGGGGACACCGCACUACAUGUGGUUGCCAGCCACGGGGACAGCGCGGAAUUCUUGGAUUGUGCUAGCAUCAUCCACAGGAGGGAUAAUGGCCUCCUACUUGUGGUAAAUCAAGUGGGUGACACACCCUUGCAUUGUGCUGCCAAAGCUGGUCACUCCCAAAUGCUCUGUCGUCUCAUUGAACUAGCUAGAAGUCGCGGCAGACUGCACAAACUAUUGAGAAGGGAGAAUAAGAUCAAGGAGACGGCCCUGCAUGAUGCCAUCCGCAUUGGAAAUAAGGAUAUUGUGGAGCAUCUACUGAAGGCUGAUCCCAAUCUAGCUAAUUAUCCUGAAAAAGGCACCUCACCAUUAUACCUGGCAAUUUUACUGGAAAGGGACAUCAUUGCACAUACACUACACAACAAGACCCAUGGCAAUCUCUCGUACUGUGGACCACGUGGGAAAAAUGCGUUGCAUGCUGCGACUUUUCGGGGCACAGGUAGUCAGAAACGCGAUUCUGAAUGGAUCAGAAAUUCAGAACUAAUGAGUGCCUUCCUGUUACUUCACUUAGCUUAUACUAACAGGCUAAAAAUUACAUUUUCAGGGAUCACAAAACUUGUAUUGAAGUGGAAUAAUAGCCUUACUACACAUGGGGACAGAGAUGGGAGCACACCUCUUCAUUUGGCCUCAUCUUUCAAGAAUUCCAUUUGUUUUACACAAUUAUUUGAAGCUAACCCAGCACCAGUGUAUAAGGCAGACAACACAGGUUUGUUCCCGGUACACGUUGCUGCCUCAGCGGGCGCGAAAAAUGUCCUACAAAUUAUACUUGAGAAGUUUCCCAGUAGUGCCAGAUUGCGCACUUCUCAAGGACGGACAUUCCUACAUGUUGCUGUUGAGAAAAGAAAAUUGAACAUAGUCUCCUUUGUUUGCCAAACUCCUUCUUUAGCUUGGAUUUUGAAUAUGCAAGACAAUGAUGGGAAUACUGCACUGCAUUUAGCCAUCAAAGCUCCGAUGCUUCAAAUAUUUUGUUCUUUGUACGGGAAUAAGGAAGUACAUUUAACUUUGACAAACAACAAGGAGGAGACACCCAUUGAUCUAUCCAGGAAUUGUCUUCCUCGCGGAAUGUAUUAUCACUGGAACAAUGAAAAGCGGAUAUAUGCAACACUUGCAUUGUUUGGUACCAAUCAUAAUGGCCUUCGCUGGGAUCAGUUUGAAGAGAAGUAUAGUCGCCACUUAACACCAGAGGACAAGGUCAAAGAAGCAGAGAAGGUGAAAGAUUCAAGCCAAAUACUAGGGAUUGGUUCAGUUUUAAUAGCAACGGUGGCAUUCGGUGCAACAUUCGCUGUCCCGGGAGGUUUCAUAGCGGAUGAUCAUACAAAUCGAGGCACCCCAACACUUGCUGGGAGGUAUACAUUUGAUGCAUUCCAUGAUGGCAAAUGCACUAGCCUUUAUUUGCUCCAUAAUAGCUACAGUUGGUCUCAUGUUCUCUGGAACUUCUAUGUCUGCGGCCGGUCGGGGCGGACCUCGGCCUUCGGCGCCGGGCGCGGCUACCGUGGUGCAGCCGGCCGCGGGUCGGGGCGGGCCUCGGCCACAGGCGCCGGGCGCGGCUGUCGUGGCUGCUGCGGGCCGGGAUGGUUCGGCCCAAGGGUCGCGGGCGCUGCCACCGGGGAAUCAGUCGUCGGCGCCUGGCCUUCAACCGCGGGCGGCACCGCCUCACUACGUCGCGAGGCCGCCGCAAAAGCGGCCUGGACCGGUGCAGACGCAUGCAUCUUCGUCUCAGAACGUGGGUGCCGGGGUGCCUAUGAUCCACCCCGGGGACAGUGGGGGGACGAUGGUUAUGAUGCAUAUGGGGAUGGCCAACACCGUGGCUCGUCAUCCACGGGAGGUGGUCGUGGUUAUGCCUGGCAGAGUGAUGGUUCUGCUGAGAGACCUUUUCUCGGCCCUCCGGGUGGUUUUGUCGAGGGUGCUUCAGGCCCAGACUAUCGGCAGAGAGGUGGCUACCGUGGUCACCGUGGUGGUCGUGGUCGGUUCCGCAGACAGCCUCCGCCACCGGCCGUCGUUGACCAUGCGGCAUCUGUCGUGGCAGCCGAUCCCAUUCAGACGACUGAUCUGCCUAGCCAGGCGAUGGAUGUCGUGACGGCAUUGGCCAAUGCGGAGGUUCCUGGGACUAGGGUUACAGCUGAGGCAGGAGACAGGACUGAUUCAGAGAGAGCGUCCAAGUGGGCGCGUAAGAAGGAGAAGAUGUUAUGCUAUCGAUGUGGUGAGAAGGGUCACUUCAUUGCUGAGUGCGUGGCGGAGCUGUGCGAUUCGUGUGGCCAAUGUAUUCAGGGAAAUAUAAUAAUAACCAAUUUAUUA